AUGGUGUUGAUCCCUCCUCCGCCCCCGUAUACGCGCUACGACACGAAUCCAAGGACAUCGGGCUCAGUCUCUAGCCCCACGGUAUCCGAAAUUACUCAUCAUCCUGGUUGGGCCACUGGCGCAGAUGCUGUAAGAGAUGGACCAGGGCGGGCACCAAUGUCAGUCUAUGAGGAAAGGACAAGCGGAGAGAAAGGGAACAAGACCAAGAAAGCCGAGGCCAGUGGCAAGGGGGGUGCGCACCUCGACGAAGCGCUAUACGAGGCGGUCUCGAAAGGAAAUGCGAAGCUCAUUGGCUUGCUCCUUGACCAAGGCGCGAACGCCAACGCACGCCCUCCCUGCGCAAAGCCGGCGUUGACCAUCGCAGUGGAAAAAAAGAAUUUCGAGGUCUUGAAGAUGCUAUUGGAGCAAGGGGACCCAGAUUUGGAAGCAAGACCUCCUGCAGGAGAGACGGCACUGUACACAGCAGUCUCUAAGGGGUACACGGACAUGGUUGAGUUGUUGCUUGAACACGGAGCCAACGUUAAUGCAAAGCCGGACGGAGGCAAACCAGCGCUGCUCGUGGCAUACUCAAAAGGACGCAAGCAGGUCUUGGAAACUCUGUUGCAUGCUCCAGAGCUCAACGUUGACGCAACACCGCCUGGGGGAGUCGCGACGCUAUGGCACGCAGCGGAACAGGGUGAUGUGAAGGUGGUACACAUGCUUCUGAGCAACGGGGCCAAGGUUGACGUCAAACCUCCCGGUGGCUCGGCGGCCAUGUACCGCGCUGCUGUUCGGCAAGACUUGGCGACUGCAGGCCUACUUCUCCAGCAUGGCGCUGAUGUCAAUGCAACACCGCCCGGUGGAACGACUGCGUUGUGGCAUGCAGCCUCCAAGGGUGACGAGUCGAUGGUGCGGCUGCUGUUGGCGCACAAUGCUGAUCUCAAUGCGAAGCCACCUGGAGGGAAGACGGUAUUGACUCAGGCAAUCAAGAAAGAAACGUUGAAUCUAACACCGACAAUGAGCAAAGACAAAGCAAGUGAUGAGGAUUUGUUACUCGAGGAGCCACACGGGACAAGUGACGCUGAAAACGCUGACCAAGCUGAAACUUCGAGAAACAGAAGUCUCGUGAUGAUGUUGUGA
Messenger RNA from Letharia lupina, 1119 nucleotides. RefSeq lists its product as uncharacterized. The transcript is spliced from 2 exons. Gene Ontology annotation, molecular function: protein binding. The record is from RefSeq and is a predicted model, not a curated record. Bases 1 to 1119 code for a protein of 372 amino acids. NCBI's taxonomy places the organism in Eukaryota, Fungi, Ascomycota, Lecanoromycetes, Lecanorales, Parmeliaceae.